AUGGCGCAUGGUUGUCUGGAUCCGUCUCGCAAGUACGAGUCGAGGUACCAUGAGAUGCUCGCCUCGCGCCUCGCCGUACUGCCUCUACCAGCCUACGCCGACGACGAAGGCCCAGAUCUCCCUUCUGCUGAAACUUUCGAAGCCCUCGUUCGUCCUUAUUUCUAUGAUGACGAGCUGCGGGCUGCUCUGGUAGAGUACCAAGUCCACAAGUUCUUGAGCCGACCAGAGGAUGUCCAUGGACGAGAUGGAGAUUCAGGAGAAGUUGAUUCGUCCUCCUCACUGAUGGAUGAUAUCCCCGAGGAGGAAUUCGAGGCAGACGAUGCACGGCUCAGGUCUCACAUAGUACAUGAAGUUGACACCGAGGAUAGAUUGGAUGAAGAGGAGGCGAACAGGCUCUGUCACAAGUAUGCACGAUACCGCCUCAAAGCUUGCAUGUUGCUCAAAGGAGUGCCUAUUGACGAUGCUGCAUUCGACUCCCAGUACCCUCCAGACCUUCCCUUGGACAACCACCGUCUUUACCAUGAAGAUGAAGCCUUGAGCUGGUGGUUUGACUUGGGCACCUCUUCACCCGCGACCUUGAGCGACUAUCAGCGGCUAGUCCCUUGUAAUGAAGUAAGUAUGUUUGUACUCCUCUGUAAACAAAUAUAAGACUUUCAGCUCAGAAACGCAUCUAGAUUUCUUCUUCUCUUUACCUUUGAAUGGGUGGCAGCAAUUACUUGCUUAAUCUGUCCUUUGGAAGUAUAUAUGAACACUUGAGGCAAUAUCAAUGCAUUUCCUUAAUUCUUUUUAGCAUGGCUUUAUGCGAGCUAGCAACCCCCGAUAUUCUCUCUAUCUUGUUUUUCCGGGGCGCCAAUAGUCAAAGUGUCUGGUUGU
Triticum urartu is the source of this 873-nucleotide messenger RNA. Lineage: Eukaryota; Viridiplantae; Streptophyta; Magnoliopsida; Poales; Poaceae. The record is from RefSeq and is a predicted model, not a curated record.